Messenger RNA from Callorhinchus milii (elephant shark), 834 nucleotides. It is a transcript of the gene nuf2, whose product is annotated as UF2 component of NDC80 kinetochore complex. Gene Ontology annotation, molecular function: protein-containing complex binding. Gene Ontology annotation, cellular component: kinetochore; Ndc80 complex. Gene Ontology annotation, biological process: attachment of mitotic spindle microtubules to kinetochore; kinetochore organization; mitotic spindle organization. The coding region runs from base 26 to 808 and encodes 260 amino acids. The transcript has 10 exons. Lineage: Eukaryota; Metazoa; Chordata; Chondrichthyes; Chimaeriformes; Callorhinchidae. The record is from RefSeq and is a predicted model, not a curated record.
GGGGGGCGGCGCGGCUUUAUUCUCAAUGGAGAUGGAGAACAGAUUAACAUUUCCUAAUUACAAAGUUGAUAGCAUUGUGGAGUUUUUUCGCUCCAGUGUUCUGACUGGCUCUGAAGUUAACAGCCUCACCAAAAAUGACCUUGUGCCAAUUGCAAAGGCGGAAGUCGUCCAACGAUUGUACUUGAGAAGUCUGCAGGCUGUGUUUGAUGCCCGAGUUGAGUCUUUCUACAUGUUGCCUGGAGAUGAAAAUAUGCCAUAUCUGCAAUUAUCUGAGGGAUUUGCCCCAAUUAUGAAUCUAUAUGUUUCCAUGCAACGAUUUAUGCCAAUGUGCCAACUUCCGAAUUUUGAGAUGAGUGAUCUCAUGAAUCCUAAAACAAAACGGACUAUCCAUAUCUUGAGUGGCAUCAUGAACUUUCUUAAGUUCAGAAAACGUGUCCUGGAGAAUUACCUGGAGCAGCAGAAUGGUUUUAAAGUUAAUGCGGAAAUGAUGCAGCAUAUGCUUUCAACGAAUGAAGACAUGAAGCGUAAAAUUGAAAAACUCACGACCAUACCAGAUGAUCAACGGGCAGAAAUUCAGGAGCUGUCUGCAUGCAUUACUGAAUUGCACCAGACUUUAAACCAUGAUUAUUGUAACGAACAAAACUCUGUUCAAGAAGCCACUGCACAACUAAAGGCUGAAAUUGCAGAAAGCAACAAGAAAUUAAGCCAGUUAAAAGUUGACUUGACUUCUGCAAAAGGAUCAAAGGCAAAGCUCAAAAUGCAGAUUGUGGAAUGUCCAGAACAAUUGAAGAAAGAAUGGAAAAAAUGAGAGAAUUAGCCCAAAAGAAGAAAGAA